Molecule: messenger RNA, 1826 nt
Organism: Suillus fuscotomentosus
Lineage: Eukaryota; Fungi; Basidiomycota; Agaricomycetes; Boletales; Suillaceae
Product: cytochrome P450
Exons: 13
Coding region: 32-1561 (509 amino acids)
Molecular function (GO): monooxygenase activity; heme binding; iron ion binding
Source: RefSeq, a predicted model, not a curated record
AUGAGGUCCAUCCUAACUCCCUUAAUUGAUCAUGCUACAGCUCCCUGACCUGCGCAUUUCUGAUAGCACGUCGCUCACCCUAGAUGUUGUGGCUUGUGUUGGAGUAAUAGGAACGAUUAUUUGGGUUUACCUUCGUUCAUCAGAUAGCCGCCUUCCUCUCCCGCCUUCUCCUCCAACUUGGAGACUACGGGGACACUUCCUGCCCCCUCGCGACCCAUUUCUUACUGUGGCGCGGUGGAUUGACGAGUAUGGCCCUCUGAUUACUAUCCGCUUAGGAAUGCAGAACAUAGUGAUUAUCGGCCGCCACAAAGCCGCAAUGGAUAUAAUGGAGAAGCAGGGUAGAAUGCUAGCUGAUCGACCUCGCCUCGUUGCUGCUGGAGAAAUUCUUUCACGCGGACUGAGCCUCGGUUUCUGCCAUGCUGGGGACAGGCUCCGUCGGCUGCGUAGAGCACUCCAUACGCAUCUCCAGCCCAAAUCAGCCGAUGCGUAUGAACCUCUGCAGAUAUCGCAAGCGAGAACCCUAAUCCUCAACAUUCUUGACGAUCCAAGCAACUUUCAGAACCAUGCGAUAACUUAUGCCGCAUCGACGAUUUUGGAAAUCGCGUAUGGGAAGACCUCGCCGACAUCGGCAACUGACCCUGAAGUUAGAGAGGCUCGCCACAUCAUGUCCCGAUUUCGUACAGUCCUGCGCCCCGGUGCUUACUGGGUAGACUCGAUACCGUGGCUCAAAUACCUCCCUUGGUAUGCACUAGAUUUAAAAGACGAGUAUAAGAGGUCCACGCGACUCUACACAGACCAGCUGAAUCGUGUGAAACUGCAGAUGAGGAAUGAGGAUAUUGGCCCUUCGUUUUCAAAAUACAUUUUAGAAAAUGGGCAUCUCUACAACUUGACAGAGAUGGAGAUGGCGUAUCUUUCUGGCGCCUUUUUUGGAGCUGGAACCGAAACAACUGCUACAGCGAUAUGCACGGUGCUAAUGGCAGCUGCACAUUUCCCUGAAGAGCAAGCUAAAAUACAAGCCGAGCUUGAUGCAGUCAUCGGAAGGGAGCGAGCACCGACUUUCGCCGAUAAGCCAUCCCUUCCCCGUCUGGAGGCCUUCAUCUCUGAGGGUUUGAGAUGGAGACCGUUAUCUCCUUUUGGAGUCCCUCACCGAACUACUGAAGACGUUAUUUGGGAAAACUAUUGCAUUCCUGCUGGAACUACGGUAAUCGGCAACCACUGGGCCAUCUCUCGAGAUCCAGAAGUCUAUCCCGAGCCUGAAGCGUUCAAGCCCCAGCGCUGGAUUGACGAUCAAGGUCGCUUGAGAGACGAUCUCACAUUCUUUGUAUAUGGGUUUGGUCGGCGGGUAUGCCCAGGUCAACACGUUGCAAACAGAUCGGUGUUCAUAAAUUCGCUUCUCAUUCUUUGGGCAUUUCAGCUCAGUCUGGAUCCUACGAAACCCCAGGAUGACAUGGGGUUCGCGAGAACGUUUAUGCCAAACGUCCCAUGCGCUAUUGAAUUCCAGGCGAGGGUUCCAGAAGUAAAGCUUAGACGUAUGAUGCAGAACUAUCCUGGGGCUGGGUGAGAAGCCUUGACGUCUGGGUUGGAUUGCUCCUAUCGGGCCGGGGACAAAUCAUCAUUUCGUUAUCACAAUCACAAUUCUAAUUUGGCUCCAAGUUUGACUCUUGGAACAUUUUCGCAAAUUUAACGUCCGGCUCACCUUGAGUUCCUGGUAGUCCUUCAAGGUCCCGGCCCAGAUAUAGUUUCGCAGAUCUAUGACAUAAAACACAGUGCAGCCAAGUUAGAGCUACGUACCUAGUCUCAGAAUCACGAGGCCGAACGACAGCAAA